Messenger RNA from Striga asiatica, 612 nucleotides. The record is from the annotation of a GenBank genome assembly. Lineage: Eukaryota; Viridiplantae; Streptophyta; Magnoliopsida; Lamiales; Orobanchaceae.
AUGAAAAUAUUCAAAUUACAAAAACGCAUUAUCCCAACUUCAAUUCAGUACGACAAAAAUAAAAAGACACAGACUUCUGACCAUAACUGUAAUGGAACAACCACUACCAAUAUCUCAACGGUAGGAUUUCUGGAACCUCGCGCGAGCACCGCGCCCACCAAACUUCUUCGGCUCGCAGCGCCUUGGGUUGGCCACCAGCAAGGUCCUGUCGUACCUCACGAGAAUGUCCUUAAUCUCCUUAUUCGACUGCUCGUUGACGUACUUCUGGUAGAAGGCGACGAGGACCUUCGAGAUGGACUAGCGGAUGGCGUAGAUCUGGGAGGUGUGACCGCCGCCCUUCACGCGGAUGCGCAUGUCAACGUCGAUGAAACGGUGGCGGCCGAGGAGGAGGAUCGGCUCAAACACCUUGUAGCGGAGGAUCUCAGGCUGGAUCAGCUCGAUCGAUACACCAUUGAUCUUGAUCAGGCCGCGGUCGUGCUUGUAGUGGGUGAUCGUGACUGCUGUUUUCUUGCAGCCGAAGCAUUGGACGGAUUCAGUUGGCGCCGCCAUGGUUACGGUGUCCAAGAAUAUACCAGCAGCCAAGGGGUCACCCAAUGCCAACUCGACACAUAG